AUGAUUCAAGAAGAGUCUUCCACAGAAGAAUCAUUUAAAGGCUUGAAGACCCUUAAUAUCUUUAGAGAUGAGGAGAGUAUUUUAAGGAUUAAAACAAAAUUAACUGAGAUGGACGACUUACGAAAUUUUAGAUACCCCAUUCUUCUUCCUGGAAAACAUAGGUUAGUAGAGCUUCUUGUCAGAGAGGCUCAUAUGGAAAACUCUCAUACUGAAGUGCAGAUUCUAUUAUCGAAAUUGCGAGAAAAUUUCUGGAUUAUAAAUGGAAGAAGAACCAUUCGUAGAGAAAUUAACAAAUGCUUUAGAUACAAGAGAUACGAUUCCAGAAACAUACAGAUCCAACCUAUAGGUUUGCCUCAGGACACAGUAGAAGAAUCAGCUGCAUUUGAAGUGAGUGGCGUAGAUUUAGCUGGAUCACUUACGCUUAAGGGAGGUGAAAAAUGUUGGAUAGUUCUUUUCAUGUGUGUAGUGUAUCGAGCAAUACACCUCAAACUGACACUGUCACUUGAUACUAGAUCCUUCCCCCUUUGCCUUCGGUGGUUUAUAGCGAGACGAGGCCCACCAAAGGUUAUUUACAGCGAUAAUGACACUAACUUUGUAGGCGCUGAAAAUUUUCUGCAAAACCUGUAUUGGGAUGUGAUCGAAAGAGAAACUUCUAUCCAAAGAAUAACAUGGAAAUUUAUACCCCCCUCUGCACCCUGGCGGGGUGGAUUUUGGAAACGGAUUGUACAAAUGGUGAGAAAACUUCUUAGACGUGUUUUAGGGAAUGCCUGCUUGUACUAUGAAGAAUUAGUUGCUAUCUUAUGUGAUUGUGAGGCGGUCAUUAACUCCAGACCUCUUACGUACUUAUCCGAAGAUCCCAAUGAUCUCAUUCCGCUCACUCCAUCAAUGUUUAUACAAGAUAUUCCGACGGUGGGAGUGCCCGAGUUAGAUAAACUCGACAUUACCGAUGUUAAAAGGCGUCUGAAAUAUCGACUAAAUCAUAGACAACACAUAAGAAACAAAUUUCGCUGUGAAUAUUUAGGCAUAUUAUUACAACCACGGAAGAAAAGCAAUUAUUAUGAAGUAAAACCUGGAGAAAUCGUCUUAAGUGAAGAUGAUUCAAAGAAAAGAUUAAUGUGGCCAAUGGCUAAAAUUCUUAGUUUAUCCAGGUAA
Messenger RNA from Argiope bruennichi, 1152 nucleotides. RefSeq lists its product as uncharacterized. The record is from RefSeq and is a predicted model, not a curated record. Lineage: Eukaryota; Metazoa; Arthropoda; Arachnida; Araneae; Araneidae. The transcript has a single exon. Gene Ontology annotation, molecular function: nucleic acid binding. Bases 1 to 1152 code for a protein of 383 amino acids. Gene Ontology annotation, biological process: DNA integration.